This is a messenger RNA of Exserohilum turcica Et28A, 2283 nucleotides long. RefSeq lists its product as uncharacterized. NCBI's taxonomy places the organism in Eukaryota, Fungi, Ascomycota, Dothideomycetes, Pleosporales, Pleosporaceae. The record is from RefSeq and is a predicted model, not a curated record. The transcript has 3 exons. Gene Ontology annotation, molecular function: ATP binding; protein serine/threonine kinase activity. Gene Ontology annotation, biological process: protein phosphorylation; intracellular signal transduction. Bases 1 to 2283 code for a protein of 760 amino acids.
AUGACGUCCACGCCCCCGGCCCAGUCCGUCCGCUUCAGCGACGUCCACGAGGAAAUUGAGCCCUCCGACGCUGUCCAGGACGUUGCCCACCUCACGGCCUCGGCCAACCCCCCCAACCAUGAUGCCCCGCUGAGCCCCCAUGCUGAGGAAGAGCUCCGCAACCUGUCGUCGACGCUCCAAAAGUCUCGCAUGCAGGCAAAGCGCAUGGAAAACUUCUCCUUCGAGCCCGUCUCGCUGCCGCCCUCCCGAGCUCCUUCACCCAGCCCAGCCUCGCGGACCGUCUCAGCCCAUUCGGCGCACCGCUCGUCCAUUGCCUCUUCGCCGGCCAUGCAUUCUCCACCACUGACCCCCGCAGGAACCUCGUCUAGGGACGACAAGGCGGCCAUACAAGGCGGCCACAAGCAGCGUCCGAGUGAUCCCGCCCUGAUGACCCCGCAGGUGUCUCCCCCGCAUGAAGCUCCGCCUACUUCCCUCGACUCAUCAGUGCAGAGCCAGACAGAGGGCGGCAUUUCUUUCCCCGUUCCUGCUUCGCCAAGGACAGCACCACAACCCCCUGCGCCAUCAUCCGAGUUGCCCAGUGUAGUUCAACCCCGCCCAAGACACAGUGCUGCAUUUGCCGUGGGCCCUCCUGGUGACUCCAACCCAAGCUCUCGUGACCCUAGUCCGGCCAGAUCCGGGGGCGAUCGCACGCCCGGCACAGCAUCCCCGGUACCGGGCAGUCGGCCAUAUACACCGCAAAGUGAGAGAGAAGACACGUACACUCGCUCCAAACGCGCAGCACAAGCAAGAAACCUGGAUUCACUCGAGGCCCGCUACAUCUACGGCGGUCGCGAAGGCCGAAAUUCAAUGUCAUCAACAUAUCAACUACCCCGCUCCAAAGGCACAGACUCGGACAAGGAGGACAACAAGCGGUCGAGCAUCUUUGGCAAAAUAUCCAUCAAAGGCCACCACUCGGACGCAGAAGACGCCAAGUCGCAGACGGGCAAACACGGCCAUGGAUCCAUGUCGGAACUCAAGCGCUUCUUCAAGAUCGGACACAAAAAGGACAAGGACAAGGAGAAGCGCAAAGAGUCUCCUGCGCCCUCUCUGAGGAACCAAAAGAUCAAAUCGGGUAAGUCUGGAUCCAUGACAUCGCCCAUUACGAAUGGAUCGAUGAAUGUGCCUUUUGCCGAUGACCACGGCCUUCAGAGCAAGUACGGCAAGUUUGGAAAAGUGCUGGGAUCGGGUGCCGGUGGCUCGGUUCGCCUUAUGAAGCGAAGUAGCGAUGGCACAACAUUUGCCGUCAAGCAGUUCCGUCCCCGGCAUUCGUACGAGUCGGAAAAAGACUACAACAAGAAGGUCACGGCCGAGUUCUGCAUAGGAUCCACGCUCCACCAUGGGAAUAUUAUCGAGACCAUGGACUUGGUCAACGAGAAAGGCAACUACUACGUUGUCAUGGAAUACGCACCGUUUGAUCUUUUUGCCAUUGUCAUGACUGGUAAAAUGAGUCGCGAGGAGGUGACCUGUGCCACCUUGCAGAUUCUCAACGGAGUCACCUAUCUCCAUAGUAUGGGGCUGGCUCACCGAGACCUGAAGCUCGACAAUGUUGUUGUCAACGAACACGGCAUCAUGAAGAUUAUCGAUUUCGGCAGUGCUGCUGUCUUCAAGUACCCGUUUGAAGACGAAAUCGUUCUUGCCAGUGGUAUCGUCGGCUCAGAUCCGUACCUUGCGCCUGAAGUGUAUGAUCUCUCCAAAUACGACCCCCAACCUGCCGACAUUUGGUCUCUUGCCAUUAUGUUUUGUUGCAUGACGCUACGCCGGUUCCCAUGGAAAGCGCCGCGCAUCUCAGACAACUCGUACAAACUCUUCGUCUCUCCUCCCAACGAUGGGCCAAAGUCAAUCACCGGACCGUCCAAGUCGGCUACUAAUCUGAGCACCACUACCGAAGAUGAUCGUCGCCAAUCCGUGCUCAACUCGGAGCCCACGUCUCGUCAUCAAUCGUCGGAUCACCUUUCCGCUGAAAACCGCGGGUCGACGGGCCAACCGCCGCAGGUAAUCAAGGGCCCAUGGCGACUGCUGCGGCUGCUACCUCGGGAGAGCAGACACAUUAUAGGCAGGAUGUUGGAAGUUGACCCCAAGAAGCGGGCCACACUGGACGAAAUCCUCGAAGACAAAUGGGUCACCAACAGUGAAGUUUGCUCACAAGAAGAAGGCGGCAGAAUAUUACGGUCGACGAACCAUGAGCACACGCUCGAGCCCGGGGCUGGCGGGUCGUCUGCCCCCAACACACAGCAAAAGAAGUGA